UCGACCCCACCCAGCCACCAUGAAUACCUCAGCCCCACCCGCCGUCAGCCCCAACAUCACCGUCCUGGCACCGGGAAAGGGUCCCUGGCAAGUGGCCUUCAUUGGGAUCACCACGGGCCUCCUGUCACUGGCCACGGUGACGGGCAACCUGCUGGUACUCAUCUCCUUCAAGGUCAACACGGAGCUCAAGACGGUCAACAACUACUUCCUGCUGAGCCUGGCCUGUGCCGACCUCAUCAUUGGCACCUUCUCCAUGAACCUCUACACCACGUAUCUGCUCAUGGGCCACUGGGCUCUGGGCACGCUGGCCUGCGACCUCUGGCUGGCCCUGGACUAUGUGGCCAGCAACGCCUCGGUCAUGAACCUGCUGCUCAUCAGCUUUGACCGCUACUUCUCCGUGACCCGGCCCCUGAGCUACCGCGCCAAGCGCACACCCCGCCGGGCGGCCCUGAUGAUCGGCCUGGCCUGGCUGGUUUCUUUCGUCCUCUGGGCCCCAGCCAUCCUCUUCUGGCAGUACCUGGUAGGGGAGCGGACGGUGCUGGCCGGGCAGUGCUACAUCCAGUUCCUCUCCCAGCCCAUCAUCACCUUUGGCACAGCCAUGGCUGCCUUCUACCUCCCUGUCACGGUCAUGUGCACGCUCUACUGGCGCAUCUACCGGGAGACAGAGAACCGGGCCCGGGAGCUGGCGGCCCUGCAGGGCUCCGAGACGCCAGGGAAGGGGGGUGGCAGCAGCAGCAGCUCAGAGAGGUCCCAGCCAGGGGCUGAGGGCUCCCCGGAGACCCCUCCAGGGCGCUGCUGCCGCUGCUGCCGAGCGCCCCGGCUACUCCAGGCCUACAGCUGGAAGGAGGAGGAGGAGGAGGACGAGGGCUCCAUGGAGUCCCUCACGUCCUCGGAGGGUGAGGAGCCCGGCUCCGAGGUGGUGAUCAAGAUGCCCAUGGUGGACCCCGAGGCGCAGGCCCCCGCCAAGCAGCCGCCCCGGAGCUCCCCGAAUACGGUCAAGAGGCCGACCCGGAAGGGGCGUGAGCGAGCGGGCAAGGGCCAGAAGCCCCGCGGGAAGGAGCAGCUGGCCAAGCGGAAGACCUUCUCGCUGGUCAAGGAGAAGAAGGCGGCUCGGACCCUGAGCGCCAUCCUGCUGGCCUUCAUCCUCACCUGGACACCGUACAACAUCAUGGUGCUGGUGUCCACUUUCUGCAAGGACUGUGUUCCCGAGACCCUGUGGGAGCUGGGCUACUGGCUGUGCUACGUCAACAGCACCAUCAACCCCAUGUGCUAUGCGCUCUGCAACAAAGCCUUCCGGGACACCUUCCGCCUGCUGCUGCUCUGCCGCUGGGACAAGCGUCGCUGGCGCAAGAUCCCCAAGCGCCCCGGCUCUGUGCACCGCACCCCCUCCCGCCAAUGCUGA
Balaenoptera ricei (Rice's whale) is the source of this 1402-nucleotide messenger RNA. RefSeq names its product cholinergic receptor muscarinic 1 (gene CHRM1). Gene Ontology annotation, biological process: chemical synaptic transmission; cognition; adenylate cyclase-inhibiting G protein-coupled acetylcholine receptor signaling pathway. Gene Ontology annotation, molecular function: G protein-coupled serotonin receptor activity; G protein-coupled acetylcholine receptor activity. The transcript has a single exon. The record is from RefSeq and is a predicted model, not a curated record. Lineage: Eukaryota; Metazoa; Chordata; Mammalia; Artiodactyla; Balaenopteridae. Gene Ontology annotation, cellular component: plasma membrane; dendrite; synapse. Bases 20 to 1402 code for a protein of 460 amino acids.